AUGGUGAAGUGGAGCAAGAAAGACGAAGAAAGGCUUCUCGAUUCCUUCAAUGGCGGCGCGAAUUGGCACCACGUGAGCCGAAUUGGACUCUCAGGUCGAUUCGAUGCGCAAGCCUGCAGAGAAAAAUUCAUUACCCUUCAGCUUAAGGCGUGGAACGCAGAAGACGAUUCAAGGCUUUGGAAAUCGCGACACCUGAUUGUGCUUCGACCUAAAGAAGUCUCGGCAAACUUAAGGAGACCCAUCAACUCGAUUAAAGAGCGACUUAUUGAAUUGGAAAACGAGCGCAAAGAAAAACCUUUUUGCACGGGUAUCGAUGUGUUGAAUGACUGCAAAGAGAAGGCCACGUCGUCGAGGAGCGCAAAGACAAAGACCGAUGAUGAUAAACCCUAG
This is a messenger RNA of Microthlaspi erraticum, 390 nucleotides long. The record is from the annotation of a GenBank genome assembly. NCBI's taxonomy places the organism in Eukaryota, Viridiplantae, Streptophyta, Magnoliopsida, Brassicales, Brassicaceae.